AUGGCCAAAGACCAUCUACACCCUCAUCACGACGGACCUUUCAACCAGGCACUUCUGCCGGCAUCCAGUGGGAUGCCCACACCAUCUCCUUCAGUCUUGAGCUCUGCAACCUUACAGUCAGGCAAUGUCAAUCGGAACGGACUAUACAGCUCAAGUGGUACGGCUCCUCCCACCAUCCCCAACCAGUACAAUUAUUCAGGAAUGUCCGUGCCUUCGCUCGGAGAGUAUUCUGGGGUGCCGCAAAUGGGCCAGCCUUCAUUCCCAAAUCAUCCUCAGGGCUUGCCACACAUGGGCCAACCAAAUCAGGACGCUCUUGAUCCCUUUUCUGAUAAUACGAGAGAUGAUGGCCCUUUGGAUAUGCUUCUUUUCGAGAAUGUUUUCGACGAUGCAAAUACGUUGGUGAAUGGCUUAGCUUCUUUUGAUGUCUUAGACGGCGAAAAUUCACUGCAAUUCUCUGCUCAGAACACGCCAGAAGGACCCAACCUAAAGCCAUUCCACUCUGAUAUAAUCCUCAAUGUGGCCGCCAACGAGAAUCAUUUUUUUAAUGAAGUUGAACUACAGGACUUCCUCCGUUACGGUACUGACGUUGAUCAGGAUCCCGAACGCACCAGAUUUUGGGAAUCUAUUCAUGGACAAAUGCGAGACCCGAUACUACGAGAACAGCACAAGCAGCCCACCAAUGAGGAGCUUCUCGAGAGAGUCAAUGAAACAUACAAUCUCUCUUCAGAGGAGCUUGAAUAUUUUAGAGCGAUAUCAUGCAGAGAAUUGUUUUUGUUCAUAUACCCCUUUGCACCCACAGUCAAGGACAAUGAAAUCAUGCAUGUGCUACUAGAAUUUCUGUUGAGAUUUAAAUUUUUAGUAUAUGCUUUGAUGGCACUUGGCGCUUCAUGUCUUUUUACGAUAACAAAAAAUCCAAAACAUGAUCGUGUUCAGAAGCGAUGCACCGCAGCUUGCAUGAAGCUUUUGGUUCAAGCGUUCAGUGAUUUAAGCAACAACGAGAACUCUUUACGGCACAUUGAGGGGCUUAUUCUAACAGUUCUAAUAUUGACGACGUUAUUCAGUGAUAUGAGCAUUGUUGAUGCGACCACUGUACCGAUCUCUUGGAUUUCGCAUCUUAACAAAGCUAGAUCUUUAUUGAUCAAAUAUGAGUCUGUGAAACAACGAGCCCAACAUAACAAGCCAGAUUCACCAGCUAUAACAAUUGCCAAACUAUGGUUUUUUGAGUUUGACUGGAUCUCAAAGUUGGGAAUGCCAAACUCGCAAAUUACACGAAGUAAUGUUCGUGACAUUCAUUCAUUGAUAAACCCAGAUAUCCAGGGGCCCGAGAGCUACACUCAGCAGCAAAUGCUUCGAAAGUUGGGGAUGCUAAUACCAGCAACCUCAACCCAUUCUGGCUUCAAUCUUUUUCUGACGCUCACGACGGAGGCUACCCAGGCAUUGUUCAAGCUUUUGGAUGUGAUUGCGGGCAUCAACGAGAGUGAGCUGAAACAAGCCAGCCCAGAAGAGGUUGGCGAUCUCAUUACUCUGGUACAACUUGUUGGUAAACAGAAAGUCAUUCCAUUCUUGUCAGCUGAAAGCCAGUUCAUAAUUCCGCGUGACAACCCAGCACACCCCGACUUUGACGACCUAUCACGAAAGAUAUUUCUUCCCCCCAGCGCAUAUGCCAAAGACACAGACGACCCCAAUAAUAUAAAGUAUUACUCUUAUUGUGAUGUCACACAACGAGCGCAUUAUCUCGUCUUGAGCCUCAAAGUCUUCACGUCACCAGGUGUGCUACACCUUCCAAGGAGCCAUCCGAUGAUCAAACGUCUUGUGGCACAAACUUUAAAACUUAUGUUUUUUUUGAAACGCAAGUCUGAUCCCUGCUAUGAUCGCAAUCUAGUGGUUGCCGAGCUGGAGCACUACUGGCUUUCAAAAUCACUUUUUGAUUUUCGAGCGAUAAUGGUUCAGCUACCCUUUAGAAUAACAGUAGAUCUCACAGACGACGAAGAUGACUUUGAAAAAUUGGAUCUAUUUUUUAGGGGUUUGGUGAAGUUUGGUGGAGGCAGUGGAAUUGAGGCGGUCGCAAGAGCCAGAAAAAAUAAAGAGGCUGCAAGACAGCGAAAAGUAAACGGAAAUGAUAUCAGGACUAGCGGGGACAUGGAAUACCUGGCCAUGCUCUUCCCUGUUUACUGA
This is a messenger RNA of Candidozyma auris, 2175 nucleotides long. RefSeq lists its product as uncharacterized. The transcript has a single exon. NCBI's taxonomy places the organism in Eukaryota, Fungi, Ascomycota, Pichiomycetes, Serinales, Metschnikowiaceae. The coding region runs from base 1 to 2175 and encodes 724 amino acids. The record is from RefSeq and is a predicted model, not a curated record.